Molecule: messenger RNA, 1316 nt
Organism: Sodiomyces alkalinus F11
Lineage: Eukaryota; Fungi; Ascomycota; Sordariomycetes; Glomerellales; Plectosphaerellaceae
Product: Per1-like protein
Exons: 5
Coding region: 177-1172 (331 amino acids)
Biological process (GO): GPI anchor biosynthetic process
Cellular component (GO): endoplasmic reticulum membrane
Molecular function (GO): hydrolase activity, acting on ester bonds
Source: RefSeq, a predicted model, not a curated record
CGCACUGAAAUCGCCCACCCAUUACUAAUCUCGUACGAGUGAAGAUCAGGGGGGCUCGUGUCCACCAUGUCCACCAUCGAGACCACCUCCACCUUGUCAUCCUUUCUUGAGAUCUUGAACCCAUUUCUUUUUCUCCUUCCGCCGCCUCCGUUUACAUACCCACGCAUGCGGAGACCAUGUUACGACGCCUAAGAGCGGCGGCGAGGCCGUCGCCCUUACUUAUCUGCACUCUGCUGCUUCUGCUACUGGCCGUAACAGUCGAAGCGUCCAUCGGCGACCGUCUGCCCGAGUUUCAAGAAUGCGUUCAGAUCUGUAAACAAGAAAACUGUAACGCUGGAAGCGCGACUCCAAUCCCCCUCCACCGCCGUCUCCUCUUCUGGACAUGUCCCGCCGAAUGCGACUACACUUGUCAACACAUAAUCACCAACAACCGCGUUGCAGCCGGGAAGCCCAUCGUGCAAUUCCACGGGAAGUGGCCGUUCUACCGCUUCCUGGGCAUGCAAGAGCCCGCAUCGGUCGUCUUUUCCCUGGGGAAUCUCUGGGCACACUACCACGGCAUCCGCAAGCUUCUCGCCCAAGUCUCCGCGACGUACCCCUUGCUGCCGUGGUAUCGGACCUUCGCCGCCUUCGGCAUCGCCUCCUGGAUCUUCUCCGCCAUCUUCCACACCCGCGACUUCGCCGCCACCGAGCAGCUCGACUACUUCGCCGCCGGCGCCAGCGUCCUCUACGGCCUCCACUACACCCCGAUCCGCCUCUUCCGCCUCGACCGACCCACCUCGCGCAACCGCUCCGUCCUCCGGGCCUGGUCCCUCCUCUGCUGCCUCCUCUACACCCUUCACGUCGCCUACCUCAAGGGCGUCCGCUGGGACUACACCUACAACAUGGCCGCCAACGUCGUGGUGGGCAUGCUGCAGAAUGGCCUCUGGGUCUGGUUCUCCUACCGCAGGUACAAGCAGACCCGUCGCCCUUGGGCCUUCUGGCCCAAUAUCGCCGUCGCUUUCAUCAUGGCCUUUAUGAGCCUGGAGCUGUUCGACUUUGCCCCUCUGUGGGGUAUGUUCGACGCCCACAGCCUGUGGCAUCUGGGCACCAUUGCUCCCACAUUGCUCUGGUACAACUUCCUUAUCAAGGAUUCCCAGUAUGAAAUGGCCGCGAGCAACAGGUUAAAAUCUUAAUUACCGAGACACGAAGCGCCAGUACUUGACGGAAGAGCGGUCAUUAAAAAAAAAUAAAAAAAAUAAAAAAAUAAAAAAAAUAAAAAAAAAAAGGGCGCGCAUACACAAAAUAUUUGGGGAAAAUCAGAGCAAUCUCGUUGUAUC